Molecule: messenger RNA, 1141 nt
Organism: Sesamum indicum (sesame)
Lineage: Eukaryota; Viridiplantae; Streptophyta; Magnoliopsida; Lamiales; Pedaliaceae
Product: PTB domain engulfment adapter
Source: RefSeq, a predicted model, not a curated record
ACCCAACCAAAUACAAAUCGUAUCCGCUACUAAGCUGGAAGAUGGCAGCCUUUGCCUUCUCCUUGGCUGCAACAGCAUCCACUCCCGCACCCACACCCACACCCACAGGAAUCAGCUUCGGCAGAGACGAAGUAUUCGUUGCAGCAGUGCCAUUGAGAGCCACUCCACUACCCCCUGCCAACUUCCUCAUCUCCACUGCUUACUCUUUAGAUUUCUGGAAUUUCCAGCAUUUCAUGGUCAUCAUCAAACCCUCUUCUCCACCUCCACGCUCUCAACAUCAGGCUUUGGUUUAUGAUUUCCAGCCUGAGGAUCCUCAAAACAUAUGGGUUGCAGUUGCAGCCUUGUCCGGCAGAAAAGUCCCUGGAGUUAUUCUUGUAAGGAAGCUAAAGAAGCUUCCUACGAGAAAAUGUUGGUUUGUUGGUUACUCCAAAGCAAACGCGAUAGAUGCAGCACUGAAGUUCAACGAAAAUUGGGCAACUGAUCUCAGGAUAGGCCAUCAUGAUUGUCGAGAUUAUUCUCAAGGGCUCGUGGAAUAUCUAACAGGCGAAAAAGACGUGUUGGAGCGUCUGAAGGAAGCAAUUUAACAAGACAAGAUGAAAUAUGAAAUCAUCCGGACGCAUCAUUUCAUCAAAGUUGGUACAUAUCUGUUGAGAAUCGCGUUAUAUUGCAUUUUGGCCUUUAUGCUUUUUUUAAGUUUGAGCUAGUAUUUAUACCACAUGUGUCGUAUUGUUCUUUGUAUGUAUAAUCUCUUACAUUAACUGUUAAAGAUUUUCAUAACUAGAAUGCUAUUACUUUUAUCUGUAAUGAAGACGUCUCUCCCUUGAUCUUGAACAACAAAUCAGAGUAAUGGGAGCUUCAGGAGCAUCUGAUUCACAUUGUGGAUCUUGUGGUACAACUAAUUGAGUUGGGCAAUGUUUGCUAGAAAUGAGGGCUGGAGUGGAAUUGAGAGUAGUUUGGAUCACUUCAUCCACCUUAUUUUUCUGCAUCACUAUAGAUACACAAAUGAUCAAAUCCUCUUAUAUUGUUUAGAUAGUUUUGAUAGAACCAUUGUUGUAUUUCACUUUUCAGCUAAAGCAGAGGAGAGAUAUCAUCCUCGACCCCUCCUCCGCUUCCUGAAAAGUGCAAGAACAGGAAACGUUCU